AUGUUCAAAGCUGGGAGCAGCACGGCCUCUACUCAGCAUCAGGCCAAGCGCGCUCGUGUGAUUACUGGCAAAAGGAGAAAGGCUGAUAUGCUAGAGAAAAUGUCUCGUGACUUGUUGGCCCCCCAUACAAUUCAGUAUGUUUGUGUAGCGUUUACAGAUUCUGCAAGAUGUUUGGCCAAGCACCCUCUCGCAACCUUGUACAGCGGUCUUCUCAGUGCCUUGUGCCCUGCGCUCAGCGCCCUCUCCAACCUCCCCCUGCUAGACAGGCGAGUUCAGAAUGUCCACACAGGCCUCGACCUGACCGUGCCCCAGCACCAGGAGGUGCGGGGCAAGAUGAUGUCAGGCCACGUGGAGUACCAGAUCCUGGUGGUAACCCGGCUGGCUGCGUUCAAGUCGGCUAAGCACAGGCCCGAGGAUGUCGUCCAGUUCUUGGUCUCCAAAAAGUACAGCGAGAUCGAGGAGUUCUACCAGAAACUGAGCAGUCAUUACCCCGCGGCCAGCCUUCCCCCACUCCCCAGGAAGGUCCUGUUCGUUGGGGAGUCUGACAUCCGGGAAAGGAGAGUCCUGUUCAAUGAGAUUCUGCGCUGUGUCUCAAAGGACGCCGAGUUGGCAGGAAGCCCAGAGCUGCUAGAAUUCUUAGGCACCAGAUCCCCGGGGGCUGCGGACCUCACCAGCAGAGAUGUCUCUGUCCUAGAGGCACACAACCAGGCCCGGGACGACGGGGAGGCUUUUGACUUCUUCAAGCAGCAGGACCAAACGGAGGAUGAGGGUCUACCCAUCCCAGGCCUGCAGGGUCAGGAUGCAGGGAAAUCCUCUGAGGAGGAAGAGGAAGAGGCACUGGACCCUCUGGGCAUCAUGCGCUCCAAGAAGCCCAAGAAACGCCCAGAAGUAGCCAUGAAGCCCAAACCCUCACCCCGACUCACCAUCUUUGAUGAGGAGGUGGACCCUGAGGAGGGGCUCUUUGGCCCAGCUCCGAAGCUCUCCUCCCCCAAGGGCCCCGCAGAGGACAUGCCCCUCAAGGACCCCCUGAAGUUGUUUGAAGAUCCUGAUCUCGGCGGCGCUGUCCCCCUGGGUGACCCCUUACUGCUGCCUGCCGCCCAUAUGAGUGGAGGGCCCACGCCCCACCCGGAGCUGUUCAGAGUUGAAGAAGAUUUGGACCAGAUUCUGAACCUGGGGGCCGAGCCCAAGCCCAAGCCCCAGCCUAAGCCCAGACCACCAGUGGCAGCUAAGCCAGCGCUACCCAGAAAGCCAGCUGUGCCCCCCAAAGCGGGCCUGCCUGAGGCUGUGGCGGAGCAGCGGAAGCAGCAGCAGCAGAUUCAAGCCAUGGACGAGAUGGACAUCUUGCAGUAUAUCCGGGACCAUGAUGCACCUGGCCAGGCCACCCCCAGCCUCUUCUGA
Molecule: messenger RNA, 1398 nt
Organism: Puma concolor (puma)
Lineage: Eukaryota; Metazoa; Chordata; Mammalia; Carnivora; Felidae
Source: RefSeq, a predicted model, not a curated record